This is a messenger RNA of Drosophila willistoni, 3958 nucleotides long. RefSeq names its product protein diaphanous (gene dia). The transcript has 5 exons. Gene Ontology annotation, cellular component: actin filament; cytoplasm. Bases 296 to 3565 code for a protein of 1089 amino acids. The record is from RefSeq and is a predicted model, not a curated record. Gene Ontology annotation, biological process: actin filament polymerization; actin cytoskeleton organization. Gene Ontology annotation, molecular function: small GTPase binding; actin binding; microtubule binding. Lineage: Eukaryota; Metazoa; Arthropoda; Insecta; Diptera; Drosophilidae.
AGUUAACAAUUUUCAGUUUGCGUGGAACGUUUAAAAACGCGCAACAAAAAACGACCAGAAAGCAAAACAAUAAAAACAAAACCAAUUGGAAAAGCGUCUAAACUACGUGCUAACUAAUUGUGAAUACUGCAUUAGUCAAGUGCUUUUCUUAAUAAACGAUACGACGAGGACAACGAGGAGAGUGUGACUACCGAUACGAUAUUUCAUGUGUCGCUUAAGUGGAAGCGAGACAGGGCGAUCAACAAGUGGUGGCUAAAAAUCUAAAAACCCAAAACGAAUAGGAAAACUCAAAAAAAUGUCGCGGCACGAGAAAACGAAAUCAACCGGAGGUGGUAUAUUAGAUAGCCUCUUUGGCAGACCUUCGAAAACGAAAGGUGGCAGCUAUAGCAGCAAUACUCUGACUCAUGGCGGCAGACCCACCUCCACAGAUAAUAAUGCGAUACCCGGUGCCGAGGAUUGGGUGCGUUAUAUACAGGAUUUGAACGAUGCACAAUUGGAAGCCAAAUUUUUGGAAAUUAUCGAUGAUAUGAAUAUACCCAAGGAUAAACGGGAACCGCUCUUGGCCAAAUCCAAGGAGGAGCGUCAAAAAAUGCUUUUAAUGCACUUAAAAGGUAAAAACUCACUGGAGCGCAGCGCCAACUCUCGUUUCGAGAAGCCCAACGACUACAUUGAAUAUCUGCAGAAUGGCGAACAUAGCGAGAAUAAAAUCUAUCAAUGCGUGGAAUCAUUGCGUGUGGCACUCACAAGUAAUCCCAUCUCAUGGUGUCGGGAAUUCGGUGAAGCGGGCAUCGGACAGAUCGAGAAACUCCUGACGAAAGCCAAAAAGGAUCGAACCUAUGAUCGCAUUGAAUUCGAAGCUGUGCGCUGCCUGAAGGCCAUUAUGAAUAAUACAUGGGGUCUUAAUGUUGUAUUGACACCCGAUCAGCACAGUGUGAUCUUGCAUUUGGCCCAGUCACUGGAUCCCCGCAGGCCGCAGACCAUGUGCGAGGCAUUGAAAUUGUUGGCCUCGUUUUGCAUUGUCUACGAGAGAAACGGCUAUGAGAAGGUGUUGCGUGCCAUUACGACAAUAGCGGCCACAUCGUAUAAAUCCAGCGAAAGAUUUCGACCAAUUGUCGAUGCUCUGUUUGCGUCCGAUAAGCAGGAUCCUAAGAGAGAAUUGGCAUGUCAUAGUUUGAUCUUUAUAAACACACUGACAAACACGCCAUCAGAUUUGAAUUUCCGUUUGCACUUGCGCUGCGAGAUUAUGCGAAUGGGAUUGUAUGAACGUUUCGAUGAAUUUAAACAAAUUGUCGAGACUAGCAAUAAUGAGGCAUUGCAGCAGCAUUUCAAAAUCUUCAAUGAGAUCAGAGAGGAUGAUUUUGAGGAGUUUGUUCAACGUUUCGAUAAUGUCACAUUCAAUAUGGAUGAUGCCCAGGAUUGUUUCGAUGUCCUUAAGAAUCUGGUGACCGAUACAACAUCGGAACCAUAUUUCCUGUCGAUUCUUCAGCAUUUGUUAUACAUACGUGAUGAUUUUUACUUUAGGCCAGCUUAUUAUCAAUUGAUUGAGGAAUGCAUUUCACAGAUUGUCUUCCACAAGGGCUACUGUGAUCCGAAUUUCGAGAAUCGAAAUUUUAAUAUAGACACGUCCCUUCUACUCGAUGACAUGGUUGAGAAAGCCAAGGCCAAAGAAUCGAAACGUUCCGAGGAGUAUGAGAAGAAGAUUGAGCAACUGGAAAGUGCCAAGCAGGAGGCUGAGGCUAAAGCGGCUCAUCUCGAGGAGAAAGUCAAAUUAAUGGAAGCGAAUGGUGUGGCGGCUCCAUCACCUAAUAAACUACCAAAAGUUGAUAUACCAAUGCCGAAAGGAAAAGGAGGUGGAGCACCCCCACCUCCACCGCCACCCAUGCCGGGUCGUGGUCCUGGAGGACCACCCCCGCCGCCACCACCGCCAAUGCCUGGAAAAGCUGGAGGACCUCCACCGCCACCUCCUCCGCCGGGAAUGGGUGGUGGGCCACCACCGCCACCGAUGCCUGGCAUGAUACGACCUGGUGGUCCACCGCCACCACCCAUGAUGAUGGGACCAAUGGUUCCCGUGCUACCACAUGGACUGAAGCCGAAAAAGAAAUAUGAUGUCAAGAAUCCAAUGAAGCGUGCCAACUGGAAAGCCAUUUUGCCCACGAAAAUGUCUGAGAAAGCCUUUUGGGUUAAAUGCCAAGAGGAUAAGUUGGCUCAAGAUGAUUUCCUACAAGAGCUGGCCCUUAAGUUCUCAUCCAAACCUGUGAAAAAGGAACAGAAGGAUUCUGUGGACAAGCCCACAACACUAACCAAAAAGACCGUUGAUCUGCGUGUUUUGGAUUCAAAGUCUGCCCAGAAUCUAGCCAUCCUAUUGGGUGGCUCUCUCAAACAUUUAUCCUAUGAACAGAUCAAGAUUUGUCUGCUCCGCUGUGAUACGGAUAUUUUAUCCUCCAAUAUACUACAAAAUUUGAUACAAUAUUUACCGCCACCAGAGCAACUGAAGAGAUUGCAAGAGAUUAAGAACAAAGGUGAACAAUUGCCUCCCAUUGAACAGUUUGCUGCUACCAUUGGUGAAAUUAAACGCUUGUCUCCACGCCUGCACAAUCUUAACUUUAAGCUUACAUACGCUGACAUGGUACAGGAUAUCAAGCCGGAUAUUGUGUCCGGAACGGCGGCAUGUGAGGAGGUUCGCAGUAGCAAAAAGUUCUCCAAAAUUCUUGAACUUAUUCUACUGUUGGGCAAUUAUAUGAAUACUGGAUCAAAGAAUGAGGCAGCAUUCGGUUUUGAAAUCAGUUAUCUAACCAAACUAACCAAUACCAAGGACUCGGAUAAUAAGCAAACUUUGCUACACUAUCUGGCCGAUUUAGUGGAGAAAAAGUUCCCAGAUUGUCUCAAUUUCUAUGAUGAUUUGUCGCAUGUGGAUAAAGCGUCGCGUGUGAAUAUGGAUGCCAUACAAAAGUCCAUGAGGCAAAUGAAUUCGGCGGUAAAGAAUUUGGAAACCGAUUUGCAAAACAAUAAAGUACCUCAAUGCGAUGAUGACAAGUUUAGCGAGGUGAUGGGCAAGUUUGCCGCCGAAUGCCGUCAACAAGUCGAUGUCUUGGGUAAAAUGCAAGUCCAAAUGGAGAAGCUGUUCAAGGACCUUAGCGAGUAUUAUGCUUUCGAUCCGAGUAAAUAUACUAUGGAAGAAUUCUUUGGCGAUAUUAAAACGUUCAAGGAUGCCUUCCAAUCUGCUUACAAUGAGAAUGUUCGCGUCCGCGAAGAGUUGGAAAAGAAACGACGCAUGCAGGAGGCACGAGAGCAAUCGUUGCGCGAGCAAAUGGAACGCCAGCAACGUAAACUCGCGGUUGUCGAUAUGGAUUCAGCCCAGGCUCAAGAGGGCGUUAUGGAUAGUCUCUUGGAGGCAUUGCAAACGGGCUCAGCGUUUGGACAACGCAAUCGGCAGGCGCGUCGACAGCGACCUGCAGGUGCUGAACGUAGAGCGCAAUUAAGUCGCAGCCGAUCAAGAACGCGAGUCAACAAUGGACAGCUAAUGACGCGAGAGAUGAUUCUCAACGAGGUACUCGGCUCGGCAUAAACAAACAAGAAACCGAUUACAAUAAACCACCAAGCAUCGUCUGUGUAUAUACUAGACUUCCCCUAAAGAUUACUAUGGUCAAAGUUGGAAUUAUGAUUCAGAUUUAAAACAAAAUUUAAUAUCAAUACAAGAUAGUACAUUGAUAGUCCGAUUAUACGACCAAAAUCCGCACUGCCUUUUGUAUUCGGAUUUUGUUUAACGAUCUAUGGGGCCAUCUUCCUUUCAGUCAACUUGCCAUUUAAAUUCGAUUUCAAUUUUGACUACCUGUUGAUUACAAAUAAUUAUAUUUUUAUACGCUUUUUAAAAUCGGUAACUGUUACCUUGUUACCCAUCCCCUUAUUGUAAAAGGAGAAGUUGUUCAAUUUUUUAAUAUAUAUAUAUUUCUUUUUUAUA